Molecule: messenger RNA, 2352 nt
Organism: Pistacia vera
Lineage: Eukaryota; Viridiplantae; Streptophyta; Magnoliopsida; Sapindales; Anacardiaceae
Product: receptor-like serine/threonine-protein kinase SD1-7
Exons: 7
Coding region: 1-2352 (783 amino acids)
Biological process (GO): carbohydrate metabolic process; protein phosphorylation
Molecular function (GO): protein kinase activity; ATP binding; chitin binding
Source: RefSeq, a predicted model, not a curated record
AUGGUGCCCAAGAUUCUCAUGAUAUGUUUUUUCUAUAUUUUCCUUUCUAUACAAUUGCGCCCUUCAAUAGCGCAAACCAAUUGGAUCAGGGUUGGUCAUUACCCCUAUUCAUCAGAAUAUGGAAGCCCCAUUUCGGAGAUUAAUUUCUCUCUUUUCACUCACCUUAUAUGUGCUUCUGCUGCCGUGAAUUCUACCUCCUACCAACUCUCUUUAUCAUCCUAUGAUGAAGAACAUUUCUCUACCUUCACACAUACCACAAAACAAAAGAACCCAUCAGUCACUACACUGCUAUCUGUUUUUGACUAUGGUACAGCCUUUUCUCCAAUGGUAAGCAAUUCUUCAAACAGAAAAACCUUCAUCGAUUCCUCAAUAAAAAUUGCCAGACGUUAUGGUUUUGAAGGCCUACACUUCCAUUGGGAAUUUCCACAAACAAGCCUGGAUAUGUUCAAUAUGGGUGUUCUCUUUAAAGAGUGGAAAGCUGCUAUUGAUUUAGAGGCAACAAACUCUAGCCAGUCGCAACUGAUCUUGACCGCGAAGGUUUAUCAUACACCAAAGCUUUAUGAAACAAGUUACCCCAUAGAGGCGAUACAACAACAUUUGAAUUGGGUUCAUCUUCAUGUGGAUUACAUGUACAAUGAUGAUAGCUGGCGCUCCCGUACGAGCACUUUUGCAUCUCUGUAUGACCCAACUAAUUUUGAUAAUGCGGAUACCGGCAUAAUGGAAUGGAUUGAUGGAGGAUUAUCAGCUAAUAAAUUGGUUUUCACUUUACCUUUUUAUGGAUUUCAAUGGACGCUGGACAACCCUAUGCACAAUGGUUUUGGUGCUCCAGCACAAAGAGUUAUCCUUAAUACAGAGAAUGGAGUUGCAAGGUAUAAGGAAAUAAAGACCUACAUUGAGCAAUAUGGUGCUGAAGUUCCUGUUAGGUACAACUCAACUUAUGUGGUGAAUUACUGGACAAAGGGAACAACUUGGUACAUCUUUAAUGACGUUGAGGCCAUUAGAAAUAAGAUUUCUUAUGCCAAGGGAAACAAGCUACUUGGCUACCUUGCGUGGGAAAUCUCCGAUGAUUAUAAUUGGGUGCUUUCCAAAACUGCAGCUGAAGUGGACAUGAAUGAUUCUUCAGUUCAGCAGGGUAAUAAAAAGGGACAAAAUAAGAAGAGGACUUUCGUAGUAAUCCUUUUGUCUACAACAGCUGCUUUUGCUCUUCUAUUAGGAAUAUUUGUGAAAUUUUACUGCUGGAGGAGAAAUCUCAAAUUCAUCAAAGGGACGGUGAACUCUACUAAAGAAUCCAAUGAUAAAGCAAAUAAAGUAGCAUCCGCAGGAGAUUUUAAUACCAACAUUCUUAAUCUGACAGAAUACACACUGGGUGAUAUAGAGGCAGCAACCAAUGGAUUUUCAAUUGAAAAUAAGCUUGGACAGGGUGGAUAUGGCCCUGUUUACAAGGGAACACUACCAGACGGACAGGUAAUAGCAUUGAAGAAACUCUCAAAAACAUCCACACAAGGAUUUGAGGAAUUCAAGAAUGAGGUUACGCUUACUGCAAAGCUCCAACAUGUGAAUCUUGUUCAAGUCCUGGGUUUUUGUUUAGAUAAAGAAGAACAGAUACUCGUCUACCCAUACAUGCAAAACAAGAGCUUAGACACUUAUAUUUUCGACCCUAUUAGACGGUUAAAUUUGGAUUGGAAAAAACGUGUGCAUAUCAUUGAAGGAGUAACUCAAGGGCUUUUAUAUCUCCAAGAAUACUCAAGGUUGACUAUUAUUCACCGAGAUUUAAAAGUUAGCAAUGUCUUAUUAGAUGGAGAAAUGAAACCCAAGAUAUCCGAUUUUGGCAUGGCUAGAAUGUUUGCAAAAGAUGAUUUCGACGAAGCAAACACAAGUCGAAUUGUUGGAACAACUGGUUAUAUCCCCCCUGAGUACAUUCACAAAGGCAUAUAUUCAACUAAAUUGGACAUUUAUAGUUUUGGGAUUCUACUUUUGCAAAUCAUUAGCGGCAAAAAGAUUUCCCUUUUAUAUGGUCCGAAUGAAAAUCUAAGUCUUCCUGACUAUGCAUAUGAGUUGUGGUAUGGUGGUAAAGGUAUGGAGUUUAUGGAUGAAUCAUUAGAUGAUACACAUUUGUCUUUUAAAUUAAUAAGAUGCUUACAAAUAGCUCUCUUAUGCAUCCAAGAAAAUCCAGAUGAUCGACCAUCCAUGUUAGAAGUUUUUGUGAUGCUCAAAAGUGAAAACACAAAUAUCAUGAUUCCGAAGAAGCCUGCUUUCUCGAAACAAAAUGAACAAUGUAAAUCUACUAUGCAGUUGGAAGGUUAUUCAGGGAGCACUUCAUCAAUUAAUGAUGUAAGAGCUUUAGAUGUGUGA